UUCCUUAACCCCAUACCCUUCUCUCUUCCUUAUAUAACCUAAUAAACACCACCACUAACAAAUCUCUUUACCUCCACUUUUGGCUUCUAUUUCAUCCAAACCCUAGAUCUCAAUUCCGAGCCCCCCUCUCUCUCUCGCUCUUCGCCUCCUCCGAUCUCCGCCACAAAAGGUUGAAGAUGGUGUCGGACGCGAGCAAGAAGAAGGCGGCGCAGAAGAAGGCGGCGGCGGCGGCCAAGAGAGGAGGAAAGGCAGCCGCGACUUCGUCGAAAUCGGCUGCGGCGGCGUCGGAUUCGCAGAACGGAGCGGAGAAGUUGGCGAACGGGGUUGAGGCGCUUCUGAUUUCGGAUCGGACUUGCACUGGUGUGCUCUGCUCGCAUCCUCUCUCCCGAGAUAUCCGCAUAGAGUCUUUAUCUGUUACUUUUCAUGGACAUGAUCUAAUAGUUGAUUCUGAGCUGGAGCUUAACUAUGGCAGACGUUAUGGUUUGCUUGGGUUAAAUGGGUGUGGAAAAUCUACACUUCUUACUGCAAUAGGACGUCGAGAGCUUCCAAUUCCUGACCACAUGGAUAUUUAUCAUCUCUCGAGGGAGAUUGAAGCUUCUGACUUGUCUUCACUUGAGGCUGUCAUGGAAUGUGAUGAGGAGAGGUUGAAAUUGGAAAGAGAAGCUGAAGCUUUGGCUGCACAGGAUGAUGGGGGUGGUGAAGCUCUUGAACGCAUUUAUGAACGUCUAGAAGCCAUGGAUGCAGCAACCGCAGAGAAACGUGCAGCUGAAAUCUUGUUUGGUCUUGGAUUCGAUAAGCAGAUGCAGGCAAAGAAAACUCGGGAUUUUUCAGGAGGAUGGAGAAUGAGGAUUGCUUUAGCGCGGGCUCUCUUUAUGAAUCCAACCAUCCUGUUGCUUGAUGAACCUACCAAUCAUCUUGAUCUAGAGGCUUGUGUCUGGUUGGAGGAAACUUUGAAGAAGUUUGAUCGCAUCCUGGUUGUGGUAUCACACUCCCAGGACUUCCUGAACGGUGUCUGCACAAACAUUAUCCACAUGCAAAACAAGGCAUUGAAGAUUUACACUGGUAACUAUGAUCAAUAUGUUCAGACCCGUUCUGAACUGGAAGAGAACCAGAUGAAACAGUACAAGUGGGAGCAGGAGCAGAUCGCGUCAAUGAAGGAAUAUAUUGCUCGAUUUGGGCAUGGGUCAGCAAAACUAGCUCGACAAGCACAGAGCAAAGAGAAAACAUUGGCAAAAAUGGAGCGAGGUGGACUUACUGAGAAGGUUGCGAGAGACAAGGUAUUGGUCUUCCGCUUUGUUGAUGUUGGGAAGCUUCCUCCUCCUGUGCUUCAAUUUGUGGAAGUAGCAUUUGGUUAUACACCUGAUAAUCUCAUCUACAAGAACCUCGACUUUGGGGUAGAUUUGGACUCAAGGGUAGCUCUGGUUGGUCCCAAUGGAGCUGGUAAGAGUACACUGCUGAAGCUGAUGACAGGUGACGUGGUUCCUACUGAUGGCAUGGUUCGGCGGCAUAAUCACCUUAGAAUUGCACAGUUCCAUCAACAUUUGGCUGAGAAACUUGACUUGGAGGUGUCUGCCCUUCAGUACAUGAUUAGAGAGUACCCAGGAAAUGAGGAAGAGAAAAUGAGGGCAGCAAUUGGGAAAUUUGGACUGACUGGUAAAGCCCAGGUGAUGCCUAUGAAGAAUUUAUCAGAUGGGCAAAGGAGCCGGGUGAUCUUUGCAUGGUUGGCGUACAGGCAACCUCAGUUGCUGCUGCUGGAUGAGCCAACUAACCACUUGGAUAUUGAGACCAUUGACUCCCUGGCUGAGGCAUUGAAUGAGUGGGAUGGGGGUUUAGUUCUUGUUAGCCAUGAUUUCAGGCUUAUUAACCAGGUUGCCCAUGAGAUAUGGGUGUGUGAGAAUCAAGCUGUUACCCGGUGGGAGGGUGAUAUUAUGGACUUCAAGGCGCAUCUCAAGCAAAGGGCUGGUUUAUCUGAUUGAAGCCUUUAGGGGGGUGGAUCCAUCACUUGAGAGAGUAUUAUUAGUAAACCCUAGCUUUUACAUAAUAUUACGGUUUAAGACAGGGAUUAGCGCAUCUGAUUGAGUUCUUCUCAGAGUGGCUUUUGCUGAAAGCCAACGAGCAGAAUGGGUCAUGAAGGCUUCGUUAUUCUGAUUAUUGUUUCAUGCUAACAGGUUCCAUGACCCCUUGCUCGGCUAGGUGAUAUUUUUUGUAUUUCGUCAUUUAUCUUUGUGCUUCUAUUUUUACUUGGUUGUUGACCCAAGUAUUUUAACAAUAUUUAUUUGUGAUGGUCAUAACGCAUAUUUGAACCAUCUUGUACCUGUGGUUUCCUCGAGAAUGAUAUGUACUGGAGAGCGUAUUUGCUAUAUUAUUUUAGCCCUACAUUCCUAC
Messenger RNA from Quercus robur (English oak), 2385 nucleotides. RefSeq names its product ABC transporter F family member 1. Gene Ontology annotation, molecular function: ATP binding; ATP hydrolysis activity. Bases 177 to 1976 code for a protein of 599 amino acids. The record is from RefSeq and is a predicted model, not a curated record. Lineage: Eukaryota; Viridiplantae; Streptophyta; Magnoliopsida; Fagales; Fagaceae. The transcript has 6 exons.